UUUGAACAGGUUAUCCAGAUUCUUGGAGACAAGUUCCCUUAUAAACUGAUCUCGAAAAAGAUUGACUUACCAGAAUAUCAAGGUGAGACGGAUGACAUCUCCAUUCAGAAAUGCAAAGAGGCAGCUAAACUAGUUGAUGGACCAGUCAUUGUAGAAGAUACCUGUCUGUGUUUUAAAGCUCUUGGAGGUCUGCCUGGGCCUUAUAUAAAAUGGUUUCUGGAUAAGCUGAAGCCAGAAGGACUGAACAAACUCUUGGCAGGUUUCGAGGAUAAAUCAGCCUGGGCUUUUUGCACGUUUGCUUUCUGUGCUGGAAAAGACAAGCCUGUGCAGUUAUUUAGGGGGAAAACUGAACUUUUGGCAGAGUGUGCAGUGAGUGUGACGGAGUGUGAAGGGAUAGAUGCACCUAGCACUGUAGAUUUGGAAGAUACAGAGGACCUCUCUCUUCAGGAUCCUGGACCAUUAGUGCUUCAUCAUGGGUCACAGUGCAACAUCACAGUUCUGCAAUGCUCAUCAGCUGUUCAGUGUGGCUGA
Molecule: messenger RNA, 531 nt
Organism: Sardina pilchardus (European sardine)
Lineage: Eukaryota; Metazoa; Chordata; Actinopteri; Clupeiformes; Clupeidae
Product: inosine triphosphate pyrophosphatase-like
Exons: 8
Biological process (GO): nucleoside triphosphate catabolic process
Cellular component (GO): cytoplasm
Molecular function (GO): nucleoside triphosphate diphosphatase activity
Source: RefSeq, a predicted model, not a curated record